Pungitius pungitius (ninespine stickleback) is the source of this 1858-nucleotide messenger RNA. Its product is annotated as sphingosine kinase 1-like. Lineage: Eukaryota; Metazoa; Chordata; Actinopteri; Perciformes; Gasterosteidae. Gene Ontology annotation, biological process: phosphorylation; cellular response to growth factor stimulus; negative regulation of apoptotic process. The record is from RefSeq and is a predicted model, not a curated record. Gene Ontology annotation, cellular component: intracellular membrane-bounded organelle; membrane; cytoplasm.
AGCCCGAGCAGCAGGCUGUCAGUCGCAGUUUGAAAGUCUCCGCUUGCCUCUCAGCACCCGAGCGGGCAGCUAUGUGACAGAGCGGCCGCCGCUUCAUCCCCGACCUCCCGCCGGUCCGCUCAGGAUGGAUCAGAGGAGAGCGGAACCGGACCGCAACUACAGCGUCAGCCCGGUGUCGCUGUACGGGGAAUUCACCCUCACGGGUAACCGAAAAGUCCGGUGCGCCGUGAGCUUGACCGAGAGGGACCUGGUUGUCCAGAGGCUCACCUCGGCACCUGCCGGGCGGAGCAAGGCGGCGCUCAGCCUGAAGGACUGCGUCGGAUGCCGGGCUUACCGGGCGGAGGACAACGCGGACCCGGCCGCGUACCUAGCUGUCUACUUCUACCCGCUCACGCGGCGCUGGAUGAGCCCCGGGGGGUCGCGGCACAGAGCGGAGCACUGCUUCCGCGUGGCCGCGCUGCAGGACCCGCGCGCCAACCUGGACGAGGCUGAGAAGUGGGCUCGCGCCGUCCGGGAGCGCGCAGCACGGCAGCAGUCCUCAAGGAGCGACGGGGGGGCGAUGAGCGUGUUGUCUCGUCCGAGCCGGAUGAUGCUGCUAGUGAACCCUCAGAGCGGCAAAGGACAGGCGCUCACUCUCUACAACAACCACAUCCAGCGAAUGCUCAACGAGGCGGGAGUCACACACACUCUGGUCAUCACCGAGCGGCAGAACCAUGCAAGAGAGCUGGUGAAGGAGGCCGACCUGUCACAGUACGCUUUAGUCAUCAUGUCUGGAGAUGGACUUCUCUUUGAGGUGAUAAAUGGUCUGCUGGAGAGAGCAGACUGGGAGGAGGCCAUCCGGACGCCGAUGGGUAUUCUACCUGGCGGAUCGGGCAACGGGUUGGCUGCAUCCGUACAUCACUAUUCUGGAGCCUCGCUGGUGUCCACCGAGGAGCUGCUGGUCAGCUGCGGGUUCCUGCUGUGUCAAGGGCUCGUGGCCCGCAUGGACCUGGUCUCCAUCCAUCUCUCCUCCGGCCCUCGUCUCUUCUCCUUCCUGUCGAUGGCCUGGGGCUUCGUGGCCGACGUGGACAUCGAAAGCGAGAAGUACCGACACGCCGGGGCCGCCCGGUUCACCGUGGGCACGCUGGUGCGGCUGGCGUCUCUGCGCGUGUACCGGGGCCGGCUGGCCUACCUGCCCGCCUCCGAGGACGACCUCAGCCAGGUGGAGGGCUCGCGCAACGACGUGACGCUGCGUUGCAGCGGCCAGGCCUCUUCCUCCUCCUCCUCCUCCUCCUCGGACCCGUCCAGAGCCUCGCCCCGCCUGAACACCUUCCACAACUCCUGCCACUCCAACAACUCCCGCAAGGCGAGGAGGAAAGAGGGCGCGCCUCGCCGAAGCGCCUCCGGGGCCCUCGGCGGCCCACCGGACUCCCUGCUGCCGCCUCUGGACCAGCCGCUGCCCGGCGACUGGGUGGUGGCGCCGGAGGAAGACUUUGUCCUCAUGCUGGCCAUGUACCAGUCCCACCUGGCGGAGGACCUGCUGGCGGCGCCGGACGCCACCCCGGACGACGGGGUCAUCCACCUAUUCUACGUCAGAGCGGGAAUAUCCCGCGGCGCGCUGCUGAAGCUGUUCCUGGCCAUGGAGAAGGGGGCGCACGUGGGGACCUGCUGUCAGCACAUGGUGCACGCCAAGGUGCGGGCCCUCAGGCUGGAGCCGCUCUCUCCCAAAGGGAUAAUAACGGUGGACGGAGAGGUGGUGGAGUACGGGCCGGUGCAGGCGGAGGUGCACAGGGGGCUGGGGAGGUUGAUCACUGGAUGAACAAACGCCCCCCCCCCCGCAGCUUCCAGCGAGAGGCGUGUUAAAUCAGAGCCCGGCUCA